This is a messenger RNA of Humulus lupulus (European hop), 2856 nucleotides long. RefSeq lists its product as uncharacterized. The record is from RefSeq and is a predicted model, not a curated record. The coding region runs from base 1 to 2856 and encodes 951 amino acids. The transcript is spliced from 5 exons. NCBI's taxonomy places the organism in Eukaryota, Viridiplantae, Streptophyta, Magnoliopsida, Rosales, Cannabaceae.
AUGGCGAAGAGGAAGAAACCGAUUCGUAAGCCUGACAUUUCACUAGGGGAUCGAUCUCAACAUGUUCUACAAGAGAUUCAACGGAAGAAUUUGAAUGGCUUGGAGGGAGAAUUUGUGGCCGAUAUAGAGCAGAACCUGAGUGUGGAAGAAAGAUAUGGGUCUGAAGUUAAGCAAGAUGCAGCGAUAGCUUCACAGGGUGAGGGCUCUCAGUUGGAGGAAGGCUUGGAAGAUGGAACGAACAUGGAGAUGCCCAAAGCUGCUUGGGCGGACAGGUGCGAAGAAGGUGUUAGGGGCACGGAAGAGGAUUUCCAGUCGGAUUCGCAGCUCCACUGGCAGCAAUUCCGAUCUAGCAAUCUCUCUUCUUCUGAACCAAAAUUAGAGUAUACAGAACCGAUUUUUAGAAAUGGUCAAAAGCUGGCACAAGUGGAUGCUGAAGAGGUGAGAAUUCAGUCUGCAAAUUGGAGCUCUGCAGUGGUUUGUAUGGUUCUUGGUGCUAAUCCUCCAAUGGCUGUAUUUGAGGCAACAAGAGACCAUGUCCUUGAGAAUGGAGUUCUUCAAUUCGAUAGGAAACCUGUUAUUGUGAGGCCUGGGACAACUGAUCUUAGUGCGAUUCGCUUGGUUCGUUCAGUUCCGUUGUGGAAUCGCCUUCAUGAUCUUGGGCUUCAGUAUUGGGGGAGUAAGUGUCUCAGUGCGUUGGUUAGUACAAUCGGCAAACCGCUGUUAGUGGAUAAAUUUACUAAGGAACGAUCUCGUGUUCAAUUUGCAAGGGUGUUAGUAGAAAUGGAAAUCACAGAUAAUCCCCCUCGUAGUUUCCAGUUUAUUAAUGAAUAUGGUCAGGUGGUUGAACAAAGCAUAGAGUAUGAGUGGCUGCCUACUAAAUGUAAAAGCUGCUCUGGUUUUGGGCAUUCUAUGGCAGAGUGUAGGAAGGACCUUAAGGCACUUUGGGUAGAAAAAGUUCCUCCCCUGUCUGAGGAAAAACAACUAGAAAGGACGGAUAAUCCAGAUGGAGCCAAGGGAGGGACAUUGAACAAGCAAGAGGAGGAGUCUCAAGCUACUGAAGAAGCUAAAACUGAUGAAGGUGUUACGUCUACUUCAAAGAAAAGUACUUCUGGGCAGGUUAUAGAGAGAAAUAAGGAAGGACAGUGGCUUACUCCUAGGCGGGUCAGUUCUCAAAAAACGGGUUCUUCUACUGGUGUCAAUAAACCGGCUGGGUUGGCUCAAAAUAAGGGCAACCAGUUUGGAAUAUUGCAGGAACAGGAAAGGGGAGUCCAAGAAUUGUUUAGGAAGAAUAAGGUUGGUAUAGGUGGUUUAUUGGAAACUAAAUUGUGUGGUAAGAAAAUUGAUGAGUUUAUGGAACAUAGAUUUCCUAAUUGGGACUUUUUCACUAGCCCAAGAACUGAAGGGAGGCUGUUGAUUCUUUGGAGGAAAGGUUUAGCUAAUAUGAGCAUCUUGGAAGACUCUCCUCAAUUGGUUCACUGCCAAAUCAGGACUGGUGGUUGCUCUUUGGCUAGCUCUGAGUUGGUUGAUUCUGUAGAAUGGAAAUCCAUUGCUAAAGUUGAGGCUAUCAAGAGUAUGGGUUCCUACUUCACUUGGACUAAUAACCAAGAUGGUUUAGAAAGAAUUUACUCCAAAAUAGACCAUGCUCUUAUAGAUGAAGAUUGGCUGGAUGUUUUUCCUCAAAGUGUGGCUGUUUUUCAAUGGGAGGUGGUAUCGGAUCAUUGCUCAUGUACUGUUUCUAAUAUCUCCUUGAAAUCUAUGGGAACCAAGCUUUUUAGAUACUAUAACUUUUGGUCUAAUCACCCAGAUUUUAAACAAAUAGUUUUGAAGAGCUGGAAAGCUCCAAUGCAAUCGUCUGGGCUGAAGGCUAUCUUUACAAGACUUAUUCAUCUCAAACAUCACCUUAAAAAGCUAAACAGGGACGGGUUUGGGGUUGUGGGAUUAGGCUAUCAUGUGGCUUUGGAAGCUCUGCAAACUGCCCAAUUUCAAGCUCAAGAGAAGCCACUAGACUUUCAGUUACAAGAGGCAGCCAAAGAGAAGAGGAGAAAAGCAGAUAAUUCUAUUGCUUCUUAUACUAAUGAUAAUGGGUUACUGGUUGAUGAUUUCAAGGAGGUUGUUAGCCAUUUUACUGAACAUUUUAAGAGUCAUUUGGGCAGUCCCAGUUCGGCUUCAGGGGUGGUUGAUCAGAGUUAUAUUGAUUUAGGCUCUAAGCUCUCAGUGGAGCAACAACUUUAUCUGUUAAAACCUUUCUCUACUAAGGAAAUAAAGGCUGCCUUGUUUAGUAUUCCCAAUACUAAAUCGCCUGGUCCUGAUGGCUAUGGGUCCGGUUUCUUCAAAACUAUGUGGAAGGAUAUUGGUCAGGAUAUUUGCUCUGCCAUCACUCAUGGCUUCUCAACGGGUCAUUUUCCUAAAGAGCUGCAUGAAACAACUUUAUCCUUAAUUCCUAAAGUUUCGAAUCCAGCUAGGGCCUCUGAUUAUAUGCCGAUUGCUUGCUGCUCAACUCUGUAUAAAGUAAUGGCUAAAUUGUUGUGUUCCCGUCUAGUAGUGGUGCUUCCUUAUCUUGUUCAAUCGAAUCAAGGUGUGUUUGUUCGGGGUAGAUCUAUAGCUCAUAAUAUCAUGAUUCUUCAAGAUUUAAUUAAGAAUUAUAGUAGAGCGAUUACUUCUCCUCGGUGUGCGAUAAAGAUUGACAUUAGCAAGGCGUAUGAUACGGUUGAUUGGCUUUUUUUGGUCAACUUGUUAAAGGCCUUUUGUUUUCCUUCUAAGUUCAUUGGUUGGGUCAUGAAUUGUAUUAGGAGUACUGCUUAUUCAUUGCUAAUUAAUGGGCGGGUUCAGUGUACUUUCCAGGGGGUAAAGGUUUGA